AAGUUUAUAGCGAAGAAAGAUUUCAGACUGAUAUCAGAAAGCGAAGCGAGAAGCGCAUCAACGAACAGGAUUUUAAAUAGCGUCCUUUUACAAUGUUUAUUUCAUUUGCUGGGAGAUGAUUAUCAUUUAAAGAACGAUGCGAUAUAGCAUAAGCGUUACUAUAAUUUGUGUAUUCUGUUUAGUGAUUAUUUCGCAACCAUUUCCAGUUACGGAAGAAAUAAGAGCGGCGCUUUUCUUACAAAAAUUUGGAUAUUUGGAAAACAGAAUAGAUGGCAGAACCGGCUCUCUCACUGCAGGAGAUUCAAUUUCAAAUGCCUUAAAAGAUUUCCAGCGGUUUUCUGGUCUAAACCAAACUGGUGUUUUGGAUAGACAAACUAUCGCAAUGAUGAGCAAACCACGAUGUGGAGUUAAGGAUAGAAUUGGUCAUUCUGAUACAACAAGAAAGAAACGAUAUGCUUUACAAGGAAGCAAAUGGAGAAUGACACAUCUUACUUAUCGAAUUUCCAAAUACCCGUCUAGGGUAAGAAAUAGAGACCAGGUGGAUAAAGAAUUCGAAAAAGCUUUCAAGGUGUGGAGUGAUGUUGCACCGCUUUCCUUCAGAGAACGAAAGAGAGGUCGAGUUGAUAUUGAUAUUCGAUUUGAAAGAAGAGAGCAUGGAGAUAAGGAUGCUUUCGAUGGUCCGGGUAAUACAUUAGCUCAUGCAUUUUUUCCACAAUAUGGAGGAAAUGCUCAUUUCGAUGAUGAAGAAGAAUGGACUAUCGAUGAAAGUUCAGGUACCGAUAUAUUCCAAGUAGCAGCACACGAAUUUGGUCAUUCUCUGGGUCUUGCACAUACGGAUGAACUAAAUGCAAUUAUGACUCCUCAUUACAAAGGGUAUGAUCCUUCAUUUGAAAUUGAUAUCGAUGAUAUAAAGGCAAUUCAAGCUCUAUAUGGUUCAAGAGGAGGUCCUGCACUACCUGCACCUGAAGAGGAACAUUCUGACCCAUCACCUGAUACCAAUGAUGCUCCAGAUGUAUGUCAAGAUGGUACAAUAGAUGCUGCUACACGAACACAGAACGGAAAUAGUUACCUUUUUAAGGGUGAUUUUUAUUGGAGAAUUCUCGAUCACAAAAUAGCUGAUGGAUAUCCCCGAAAAAUUAAGGACGACUGGAAUGGUCUUGAUGGAAAUUUAGAUGCUUCUUUAACGUGGUCAAAUGGGAUGACCUACUUCUUUAAGGGAAGAUGGUAUUGGAAAUUUAAAAACAAAGAAAUGGAACCUGGUUAUCCCAGAAGAAUAUCACAAGGAUUUGAAGGAAUACCAGAUAAAAUAGAUGCUGCUUUUGUAUGGGGUAAUAAUGGUAAAACAUAUUUUUUCAAAGGAGAUAAAUAUUGGCGAUUUGAUAGUAACAGUGAUCCUCCGGUAAGUGGUAAAUAUCCUCAACCAAUAAGCAAAUGGACUGGCCUGCCGAAUAAUCUUGAAGCUGCAUUUCAGUUUGAAAAUGGAAAAUCCUAUUUCUUUAAAGGGGACAGAUAUUAUAGAUUCGAUGAUAACACAUUCAAUAUUGAUGCAGAAGAUCCACCGUAUCCACGAUUAACAUCCGUUUGGUGGUUUUUCUGUAAACCAAUACCACAAGAAACAUAAUUAACAUCACAAGUACAGAUGCUGCGAUACAUUUUGAAGCCUUGGUAUAAGAAUGACAUAAGACAUAAAUUUAUGAUUAGUCUAUAGUUCAUCAAGAAAAGAAAUUACACAACUUUUGAUGUGAUUAACAAAAUUUCAGCUAGUCAAAUCAUUAUUUCAUGUAACUUCAGGUGAUUCAUAUGGACAAGAUGAAGAAAUCAAGAAUCACUUUUUAUUUAUUUGCAGAAAUAAGCACUGCAUCUGAAACCGUUUAAAGGUUGUAGGAAUAAAUUUCUUGAAUUUUUAUUUCAAUCUUUUGUCCGAUCAUUCAAAAAAGUUGACAUAAGCGUGGUAUAUUUAAAGACUCAUAGACUAAACUGUUAAAAUAAAUAAACUGAAAAUUACAAUAAAGUAACCGGCAGCAGAUUGUGUAUAUCCAUUUAACGGUAAAAUUAGGAGCAUUUCUUUACCUGAACUGUUUUUGAAACGUUUACAACUGGUAUGGUUUAAAAAAAAACAUAAAUACAAAAUUAUACUGUUCUGUAUCCAUUUACAACUAGCAUGGUUUCAAAACUGUAGAAUUGAAAUUUAACUGGAGAUUAGAGUAAAGUUAUGUAAUGGACAUUGGAGUUAGGUUGUGGUUGAGUUGUGUUUUGUCAAAACCGAGGAAUGUAACUUUAUAAGUAUAUCUGGUGGUGCCAUCUAUCAUGAGAGAUGAGAAGUACUAUACUUUUUUUGCUCUGCUGUUCUGUGUUGCUGACAUGCGAGAGUAAGAAUUUCGUAGUUUAAUAGUCCAUCACCAGUCGGAAAGUGUAGCAUACUGGAAAUUCUUCAUGAGUUGUAAGAAUAGAAGAAAUAUUUAAGCUAACUACGCUGAGAUCUGAACCUCUGUUCAGCUGGUCAUGAAAUUUACAGAUUUGCCCUCUCGGCUAUAAUAUGUACCCAGCUGCAAGAAACUAAGUGAUUCAUAAGGUGGGCCUAUGUUGGCGUGGGAAGCAUUUUGGCUUCUUAACCGUAUUAAAACAGUCAAUAAACGAUUUUUCUCACAACUUACAGUUCGAAUACCAUAUUUUUCUGGUCAUUUAGCUGUUUCGAUUAAAUAUGGUAAAGAAAUAAUUUGAUAUAUUGUUAUUUGACCAUUUUUUCCGAGAAAGCUAUGACAGUGUAAAGCUGAAAAUGACAUUGGUUCUUAAAAUUGUUUUUCAUAAUUUUACUUGCUUUAAAAAAAAUAAUAACUUUACUUGGCAUGGAACUUGCAGAAGUAAAGGAAGCAACAAACAGGUUUUAUCCCACCUUUCUCAGUACUGAUACUUCAAAUUUCAGUAGUGAUUCAGUUUUUAACUUAAAUAUUAAUUUGCUACCACUGAUGUGUAUAUUUUUUUAAUCCAAUGUUUGUUAAACAUAACAUUUUUGAACUAUAUUUUCAGUUGUGUUAUAAAAUGUGCUAUAAUAAGGUUUGUUAGCAAAACUUUGCUCUUCAAAAUAAAAACAGAAAGGAAUAGGGUGAA
This is a messenger RNA of Parasteatoda tepidariorum (common house spider), 3108 nucleotides long. RefSeq names its product matrix metalloproteinase-14. Gene Ontology annotation, cellular component: extracellular matrix. The record is from RefSeq and is a predicted model, not a curated record. Lineage: Eukaryota; Metazoa; Arthropoda; Arachnida; Araneae; Theridiidae. Gene Ontology annotation, molecular function: zinc ion binding; metalloendopeptidase activity. Gene Ontology annotation, biological process: extracellular matrix organization; collagen catabolic process; proteolysis.